Molecule: messenger RNA, 945 nt
Organism: Mus pahari (shrew mouse)
Lineage: Eukaryota; Metazoa; Chordata; Mammalia; Rodentia; Muridae
Product: vomeronasal type-1 receptor 54-like
Biological process (GO): G protein-coupled receptor signaling pathway
Cellular component (GO): membrane
Molecular function (GO): pheromone receptor activity
Source: RefSeq, a predicted model, not a curated record
AUGAAUAAAAUUAAUAGACUGUCCCAUAACACUGAGAUAAGAAGUGCUAUUUAUUCUGGAGUUGGCAAUGGGAUCUCAGGCAACAGCUUCCUUCUUCUCUUCCACAUCCUCAAGUACAUUCGUGGGCAGAGGUCCAGACCUAUUGAUCUGCCCAUUGGUCUCUUGUCCCUAAUCCACCUGCUGAUGCUGAUAGUCAUGAGCUUAGUAGCUACAGACAUCUUUAUGCCAUGGGGGAGAUGGGGUGACACCACAUGCAAAUGUGUUACAUCCUUGUACAGGUUUUUUAGGAGUCUCUCUCUUUGUGCCACCAGCCUGCUCAGCAUCCUCCAGGCUGUCACCCUCAGUCCCAGAAACUCCUGCCUAGCAAAGUUCAAGCGUAAAUCUCCACACUACAUGCUAGGUUGCCUUCUUUUCCUGAGUAUCUUCUAUACGUUCAUUAGCAGUCCCCUUGUAACAUACAUAACUGUGAAGUCUAAUUUGACCUCACCUAGUUUUACAUAUAUCACUUCAUCAUGCUCUCUGGCACCCAUGAGUUACUCUGUCCAGCUCACAUUUUUUAUACUGUUGACCUCCAGGGAUGUCAUCUUUAUAGGUCUCAUGCUCCUCUCCAGUGGGUACAUGGUGACUUUCCUAGGCAGACAUAAAAAGCAAUCCCAGUUUCUCCAUAUCACCACCCUUUCCCUCAAACCAUGCAGAAAAAGAGCCAUGAGGACCAUUCUGUGCCUCAUGAGCUUCUUUGUGCUGAUGUACACCUUGGACAGCAUUGUCUCCUACUUAAGAAGUACCGAUGAUGGUCAGAUUUUUUAUUGUCUCCACAUUCUCACAGGCCAUGGCUAUGCCACAGUCAGUCCUUUUUUGAUCCUCAGUACUGAAAAAUAUAUAAUCAGCAUUUUCAGAUCCACAUUUGGAAGGAUGGUAACCAUCAUAUUACUCAGGAAUAGGUGA